Molecule: messenger RNA, 757 nt
Organism: Branchiostoma belcheri (Belcher's lancelet)
Lineage: Eukaryota; Metazoa; Chordata; Leptocardii; Amphioxiformes; Branchiostomatidae
Exons: 4
Coding region: 76-528 (150 amino acids)
Source: RefSeq, a predicted model, not a curated record
GACAGCAAAAACAAACCUACCUGUACAUAACACGUCUGUCUCUCGCUGCACACACAAGCUUUCAACUUCUACAGCAUGGCUUCUUCUCGUGGGAAAAAUGUCAACUUCGUGCACAACGAUGAGAUAUGGAAGAACUACGUCCGGCAUGAGCUGAGCGCCCUGCUCCGGUGGCCGGACAAGUGGGGCUUCCUAAAAACGGAGUACAACAAGGUGUACGCCCGUAUGGCCGGUGACCGUGUGACCAGGACGCCCACACCCGUGAUGGCCAACUACACCAAACUCCCGCCCAUCGCAGCUGCUGCAAAACCAGCUUCUCCACAGAGGAAGAAGUCUACCAAGCCUAAGGAAAGAUUACCCAGCCUUCGCCCUCCCACUCCUACAUUCCCUAAGACGACAGCGGGUCUGAUCGGGUGGAAGUCUGCCCGGCCGGACUGCCAGCUGGAGAUCUACGGGCGGUACGCACCGAACGCCCGCGGACAGAAGGGCAUCAUCAAGAUGCUGGGAUGGCCUCUACAGGGCCUGGACUGAGCAGGCACAGAACGGGAAAAUGGGCCAACCUAAAUAUAAAGGCCACACCAAUUUAAUUUGUUGGUUCUCGGAUUUGCCUCUUCAUUUUGUUCUGAUUUGCCAAAAAAAAAUACUGGUUCUGAAUUAACUAAAAAAUGGUCAACAGUUGAGGGAAAGUCCUUCUCUCCUUAGUUGUUACAGUUUUUCCAUCUGUCAAUGCAGUGGUUUGAUUAAAAGUUCAAAAUUCAUU